Musa acuminata subsp. malaccensis (wild Malaysian banana) is the source of this 1131-nucleotide messenger RNA. RefSeq names its product multiple organellar RNA editing factor 3, mitochondrial. Gene Ontology annotation, cellular component: mitochondrion. NCBI's taxonomy places the organism in Eukaryota, Viridiplantae, Streptophyta, Magnoliopsida, Zingiberales, Musaceae. The record is from RefSeq and is a predicted model, not a curated record. Gene Ontology annotation, biological process: mitochondrial mRNA modification; cytidine to uridine editing.
CUGGGGGUGACGUCUCAGCCCAUAAAUGGGAGAUGGGCUUGAAGCGAACACACACCCUGAGACCGUUCCAUGGCGGCGGUGACCCGACGCGGCCGCUCCUCUCUCCUCUCCCGAGUUCUCUCCUCCAAUCACUCUCCCCUGCGAUCCCCGCUCUCCCAUCCUCCUCCGCCCCCUCUUCCCUCACGCCUCUCCGCAUCCGUCGCCACCCUUGAGGUUCCCUGGCUCGCUGGCGCGGUGCCAAGGCUCGUUUCGGCCCGGUGGAAGACGACAUCCGGCUCGGGAUACUCUCCUCUCAAUGACCCCUCCCCUAACUGGAGUAAUCGCCCUCCCAAGGAGACCAUCCUCCUCGACGGCUGUGACUACGAGCACUGGCUCAUCGUCAUGGAGUUUCCCCAGGACCCCAAACCCUCGGAGGAGGAGAUGAUCGCCGCCUACGUUAAGACCCUCGCCGCUGUCGUCAGCAGUGAGGAGGAGGCAAAGAAGAAGAUAUACUCGGUUUGCACCACGACCUAUACGGGUUUCGGGGCUUUGAUCUCCGAAGAACUUUCUUACAAAGUUAAAGGAUUGCCUGGAGUUCUUUGGGUAUUGCCUGAUUCUUAUUUGGACGUGCCCAACAAGGACUACGGAGGUGAUCUAUUUGUUGAUGGUAAGGUCAUCCAUCGGCCACAGUUUUGGUUCAACGAAAGGCAGCAAACUAGAAGCAGGCCCCGACCCCGGUAUGAUAGGCGACGAGAGACAAUGCGAGUUGAAAGAAGAGAACCAAUGCAGAGGGGGAACUGGGGGCAAGAUCAGAGUCAACCUGGCUCGCAGCAAAUGCCUGAGAAUGGGCCACCAAGAGGAGGAUAUUAAGGCUAGGUGAAGCUAUUAUGCAUAGUGUUCUAUUUGCAAAGUGGCUUCUUAUUCUGACAUUGUGGUGCUUUUUAUAUCAUGUGAGACAGCCAUCAAAGUACAUGCUCUGAUUUAUAGUAUGAUGUAAGAUAUGCUGCUGGAAGCUUUAAUAACUUUGAAUUGGCAGAGGGAAAAGUUAUUAAUCCAUAACUCGAACAUAUUCUAUGCGGUAAAAUUUAGUAUUGCACUUGCUGUAAUUUGCUUUUGGAGUUUAUGUAGAUUUGUUGUUUUUUCUUUUCUUCA